AUGGAGGAAGAGAUCUCUGCUGCUCUUGGACAAACUUCUUCUCCGCCAUCAUUCUAUCAGAAGACUGAAGCAAGGCAAUCUCACUCUCCUUUUGCCAUUGUCAUUGGUGGUGGAUUUGCAGGGAUUGCAGCUGCUCAUGUUGUGCUUUUAGAAUCUCGGGAUAGAAUUGGUGGUCGAGUUCACACUAACUACUCAUUUGGUUUUCCUGUUGACAUGGGAGCAGCCUGGUUGCAUGGUGUCUGCAACGAGAAUCCAUUGGCAUCUUGGAUUGGAAGACUUGGUCUACCAAUUUAUCGAACUUCUGGUGACAAUUCUGUCUUGUAUGAUCAUGACUUGGAGAGCUACGCACUCUUUGAUGGUGAUGGACAUCAAGUGCCUCAAGAUCUAGUGGAAAAAGUUGGUAAGGCUAACAAACUCAGGUAUGAAACAAAUGAAGACAUGUCUAUAGCACAGGCUAUUAAGCUAGUCAUGGAGAGGCAUUCAAUAUGA
Zingiber officinale is the source of this 489-nucleotide messenger RNA. Its product is annotated as polyamine oxidase 3-like. NCBI's taxonomy places the organism in Eukaryota, Viridiplantae, Streptophyta, Magnoliopsida, Zingiberales, Zingiberaceae. The transcript has 6 exons. Bases 1 to 489 code for a protein of 162 amino acids. Gene Ontology annotation, molecular function: polyamine oxidase activity. Gene Ontology annotation, cellular component: peroxisome. Gene Ontology annotation, biological process: polyamine catabolic process. The record is from RefSeq and is a predicted model, not a curated record.